CAUGUGUUUGCAGUCUGCGCCAAUGAGGCUCACCACCGGUGUGCAUGCCAUGCUCAGGGUUCCAUAUUCUUCAGCCUCCAUGAUCUUGCGAGCGGAAGGGAGGGGAAGUGGGCAAACAGGAACUAGCAGCAUGCAUGCUUCUUAAAGGCAGGAACAGUACCCCCACCACCUUACCAUCAUCUUUCUACCUCAAAUUCAGUCGCUCCCUCCUCAGUUCAGUUGUACCCUCCUCACCACCUUCAACCCAUAAUCCAACUACUUCCACCACCUACCUCCACCAUGAAACUCCCCACCCACCUCCUCCUCCCCCUCCUCCCCCUAACCACCGCAACCCCCCACCUCCCACCCCGCGACACUACCCCCUUCACCACGGGCCUAACCACCAUCAUCGCCGCCGCCACCGCCCUCGACGCCCAAAUCCUGACCUACCCGGGCGGCGACGACAUCUCCAACAUCACCGCAGGCGCUGCGACGCUCAUCAACGCCCUCCUGGCCGAGACCAAAACCAUCCAACCGGACUUCCUGAACGCCACCGAGGCCACCGCCCUCCUACCACCCCUCGAGACCCUUGCCGCGCAGUUUUCCGUGGUGGUGGCCGGCUACAUCGGCAUCCACGCCGCGAUCGCCGCCACCGCCGCCUCCAGCGAUGGCGGCUGGUACAUCUACUCCCAGCUGCAGGAGGAGCACACCGCCGCCCUGAGCUACACCGGCAGCGUGGUGGCGCGGAUCCCGGCGGGUGCGAUCAAAGAUGCGGCGGCGGCGUGGGCGGGGAAUAUCACGGAUGCGUUGCUGGAUGGAAGGGAUGCGUAUAAGGAUAUUGCGGUGAGGCCGACGGGGUAUUGAUUGUGGUGGUUAGGGUGGUUAUUGGGGGAAUGGGGAAUUUGGGACGGGAAGGGCCGGAAGAGGUGCUUUGGUGGUUCUGGUGAGAAGAUGGGGCGUGGGAUGGGUGAGUGGAUUUUAUUGCUUUUGCUGAUUGGGAGUAUGUUAUGAACCUCCGCGGAGUAGAAGGAGUAUCCGAGGUGGAUGAAAAGAUCGGAGUGCGGCGAGAGGUACCAUUUGUCGGUCGAUGUCUGUUCAGCCUCUAUAUUUUCUUAUUCAGAUGUGUAACCUCGAUAACAGCAAUACCAAAAC
Molecule: messenger RNA, 1131 nt
Organism: Aspergillus aculeatus ATCC 16872
Lineage: Eukaryota; Fungi; Ascomycota; Eurotiomycetes; Eurotiales; Aspergillaceae
Exons: 1
Coding region: 135-812 (225 amino acids)
Source: RefSeq, a predicted model, not a curated record